AUGUUCCUUUUAUUAAUUUAUAAUCCCCUGGCUUUUCUCUUCACCGAAAACUCAACAAAUUCUUCAAAUUUUGGAGGAGAUUUACAGGAAAACACGGCCAUUUUUGGAAGGCAUCGAACUUUGACGGGGGAUGAUUUUUUCGUUAAAGACAAUACAAAUAAAAUCCCCUUCACUUCUCAAUCCUAUGUUUCUGUUAAUUCUUUUGAGCAUUGGCCUAAUUCUUCUUUAUUGAGGCAUUCACUUAUCUGGCUGUUAAAUUGUUUGUUUGUUUUUGCGAUACUGAAUCGGUUAUUGGUGUCAGGGGAACCGGUUGCCGAUCGUCGAUCUCCUCGCUGGGGAACUUUUAUCCAAAGUCGUCUGAAAGCACAACAAGCUGUAGCGGCGGGUAAUUGGAAAGAGGCACAACGUUGUUUGGGAGAAUCAUUACAGAUUAUUCGUCAUUUACUAAACGUUCUCUGGAUUGGCCGUUGGUUUGCCCGUCGUCGUCGUUCCAGCCUUCAGUCACAAAAAUCGGUUUGUCGAAGUCAUGCAGCAACCUCAAUGGUUUACAAUCAGCUACAUCAAUUGCAUUUAUUAGGAGUGGAUGGAAUUGGGUUGACACAACGAGGGGCCCUCAACAUUGCUUUGUUAGCAGCAAAUCUUGCCGAGGUAGAAAAUUUUUCCGGAAAAAUUUUUUUAUUAAUUUUUCUUCAGUCAGCCGGAUCAUCUGCAAUAUCACACGCACUUAGAGCUGAAAUGUAUGCAUGUGCUGCUAUUCGUUGUAGAUUAUGCUUGCCGCGGUGGUUGCGCUUACCCAUAGCAGGCUAUUUCUUUAGGAGAGCAAAGUGA
This is a messenger RNA of Meloidogyne enterolobii, 828 nucleotides long. The record is from the annotation of a GenBank genome assembly. Lineage: Eukaryota; Metazoa; Nematoda; Chromadorea; Rhabditida; Meloidogynidae.